Molecule: messenger RNA, 681 nt
Organism: Phyllotreta striolata
Lineage: Eukaryota; Metazoa; Arthropoda; Insecta; Coleoptera; Chrysomelidae
Source: the annotation of a GenBank genome assembly
AAAAGGAAAAAGAAGAAUAGGGUUAAUAAAAUAGGAAAAGCGAGGAGGUUCUAUAUUAUUUGGAAUUUCGAAUAAUUAUUAAAUAAAAUGCAAAACGCAAGAACCGUGUUAAGGCAUUUACGAAACAUAAAAACCUCCUACUCCAGGGUGGCUUUAAGUCAAAAUGCGGGAGUAGAAUCGGCCCCGAGCGCCCCACCGAAACUAACAAUCCCCCCGCCCAGCGAUGUGGAAAAACCAGUUUCCCCAAAAAUCGACAAACUCGCCGCGGAAAUAUCCCAAUUGAACCUGCUCGAGGUGUCCGAACUCAGCUCGGUUUUGAAGAAGCGCCUCAACCUCCCCGAUGCCCCCGUGAUGCCCAUGGGCGGCUUCGCCCCCGCCCCCGCCGCCGCCGACGAGGAGGAGGCCCCGAAGGCCGUAAAGUCCUCGUUCACCGUUAAAUUGAUGAAAUUCGACGAGAAACAAAAAGUGCCCCUGAUCAAAGAGAUCAAGAAUCUGAUCGAAGGCAUGAAUUUGGUGCAGGCGAAGAAAUUCGUCGAAGGCGCUCCGGCUGUCAUUAAAGCGGACAUCCCGAAGGAGGAGGCCGAUAAAUUGAAGGAAGCCGUUGAGAAAGUCGGAGGUGUAGUGGAAGUGGAUUAAUUUGUAAUUGAAUGUACUGUUAUUUAGGAAUUAAAUACGUUUAUA